CUGGACCCUGGAUGAAGACUGAAGAGUUUAAGCUGAAUCUCACAGUUGGGGUCAGAUAAUCUUUAUCAGUUCUGCACCACACAGUUCAGCGCACUGAAAGAAUAAGAGUGUAUUUAAUAAGUAUUUGUUAGUAGAGGUUUAAUUAGGUGGUCUAGACAUCUGAGACAGACUACAGUACGGACCCCAGCACCACUUACUACUCCGCUUAUUACUCAAUUCGCAAUUUUAAUUUUUUUCACGAGACAAUCUCACUCUGGAUGCGUCAGGAUGCACCUGUGGAGACUUGCAAUAGACUUGCUCACCCGCUGUUGAACAGUGGAGAACAUUGCCGAAGAGCAGCACUAGAGUUUCAGAGCCUCGUGCCUCGACCUCCAGUAACCUUCACCUGAAACAGGAAAAGGAACACAUCCCUCCCUCCUGACUCACAGCUCAGAUUCAUUGUUAAUGUGAAUGGAACCAAGACUCAAAAGAGGAGCCCCUCCUCCCACUAUAGAAACAAUACAGCAGUACAUGUGUGAUUAACAGAGCUUAAAAGAGGGGCUCAGCUCAGAGACGAGACUGGCCUCACCUUCAAACAGUGAACAGAAUCAAAACUGGAAUCAACAAGAUCAGAUUCUGUUUGAGUAAAUCAGACGAAAUGCGUGCCGACGGUAUCAACCCUCGAGUGGGGAUGACGGUGGCUUUCUGCAGCAUCUUCCUCGUCUUCGGCUUCAUGUUCGCCGUGUCCGGAACGAGGGGUGAGGCACUGGGCCCCGUGCCCCUCAUAGCUCUGGGCCCUGCCGUCUUUUUUCCUGCUCUGGUCGUCAUCAUCCUCGCCCUGAAAACCAACGGGUUCCGGUCAUGGCCUUGGCCAUGGCUGAGGUUCCAGGCCUGCAGGGGGCGCUGCUGUGCCCAGAGAAAAGAGAAAAACAGACUAGGCCGAGUGUCCCCAGAGGACCUGGAGGGUCUGUACAGCGUAGGGGGCAGCAGUGAGUCGUCUUCCAGGGGGUCAGUGGGGUCAGGGAAGACCCACGUAGGAAAAAGAGAGAAAGUUCUGCGGAAUUUGAGGGACUAUUGUGCAUCCGGCGGCCUGAAGGGGGCACCAGAGAAGCCGGUGGGUUUCAGUGCGUUACAGCAGGAGUGUGUGGGGAAGAGUGUGCCAUACACACUCGUGGUCGCACACACCGGUGGGGGCGUGGCAUUCAGAGAUGGUUUCAUCAUGGACGCUGCUCUAACUGGGGUUCCCUUUUAUCAUGGCAACGUCAGAUGGGGCGAUGAGACGAUAGUAUAGCUUAUUAGACACAUUACGUUUUUUUAAAAGAAGAACAUGUUAACAGAUGUUAAUCAUGGCUGUAGAUCAAUGUUUGUUUGUGAGGAAAACCACUCAAAUAUUCUGUUUUGUAGAACAUUAUUUAUUUAUUUAUUGCCACAGUGAAUAAACAUACAUGAUAAUAAAUGCACAACUGCACUGAAUUCA
Messenger RNA from Colossoma macropomum (tambaqui), 1456 nucleotides. Its product is annotated as transmembrane protein 215-like. The transcript is spliced from 2 exons. The coding region runs from base 638 to 1270 and encodes 210 amino acids. The record is from RefSeq and is a predicted model, not a curated record. Lineage: Eukaryota; Metazoa; Chordata; Actinopteri; Characiformes; Serrasalmidae.